CAGGGAAGAUCCCAGUGGCCAUCCAUAUAUUAUAACUGUUAGAUAAAAUUUCUAGUAUUUUUUUCCUACCCUGGAGGAUUGUCUUGUUUACCUUCUGGGGACACCACUGCCCUGAAAAGUCUUACAGUGCUGCCUCUCUCCCUGCAUUCGCAGUUGUACCUAGCAGAUAAUAGAUGACCUGUGAGUAUUUGAGAAAUAAAUGACUUUUACUGUCAUAAAUGGUGAAGCUAGGAUGCUUUGUGUUGUCAUUUUCCUGUCUGCUUUCUUCUAGAAUUUGUUUUUCCCUAGCCACCUUCUUCUAAGCUCUAAAUGUAAAGGUCUUGAUAAAAAUGUCUUAGAGGAUGACACUUCCAAUUAGCUGUAAUGUAGGGCCAUGGAAUCAUAAGACAAUAUAACUUUGGAGCUGGAAGGGGACUUGUAAGUCAACUGGUCAAAAUUCUAACUUAAAAUCAAAUUGGCAAAAAAACCAAACAAACAGAAUGAGAGGAGUCCAGAACCUGGAUGCCACCGGGUGCCUCUUCCUGGGGAGGUCAGGGACAGCCUUGCGCAGGAGACGAAGCUGAGCCGAGACUUAGGAUUGGUCAGAUGAAAGAGCCUCCCCAUCUGAGGGAACAUAGUGGGCAAAGUUGGUGAAAUGCAGGAACUGCAUGUGGUUUGGCCUGACUAGAGCAAAGGACACAGUGGGAAAGUAGCAAGAGGAGAGAUUGCAGAGGUUGCUGGGGCCGGAUGGCGAAGCUUCUGCUGCACUGGCAGUGCUUGGGUGUCUCCGUGCUCCCAGAUUGAGCUGUCAGUUUGGCCAGAUCAAUGGUCUGCAUCUCUGGGACAUUGUCUCAUUCAAACACUUGGCAUGGACUUACGGGUCCCAAGUUUUGAGGCCCUGACACACAUUCGUGCUCAGUCUUAGCCUGGGCGCUCCCAUGUUCCCCAGGGAUGUUUCAAGACCCACAGGGAAAGAGAGAGCACUGGUUUAGGAUUGAGCAGCAGUUGCUGGGGAACAUCUGGAGCUACACUGGGAGCGAAGGCUUUUGAUACAUUUGUAUGUUAGAGGCAGCCAACAUUCUAGCUGUCCAAAGGCAGUUUUUCCACAAGUCAAGAAUUUUCUCUCAGGCUGGCGACACUGAUCCCUCAAGUCCUGUGCUUCUGACAAUGACUGUCUUGUGUGCAGUGAUCUGUGUCCUGUCUGGUUCUCUCCUACCGUCUGGUCAUCUGUUAACCAGUCACCCCCUGGAUUUCUCCAGCUACUGAAUAACAGAGGUCAUGGGAGAGCCCUUUAUUUGUUUGUUUGUUUUUUUGGAGUGGUUUUCAGAGCAGACUAGGAUUUUUAAUUCAGGGUACAAUGGUCAGAUCACAUUAAAAAUGCAGGCAGCGAUGCAGAACACGGCUGGUUCAUGUCAGCCAGACAUUUCAGUGUAACCAGAGGAGGGAAACACGGAUAGGGGCUGUGUUAAUGAAAGUAGAUGCCAAAUUGCAUGGCAAGCGCUGGCUCCUGUUUCUCCUCUCCCCUGCCACCCUCCAGCCGGAAGAAAGAAGCUCAUAUUUAAGCUCGAAGUUAAAAUGGGAUUGCUGCUUAAUGAGCAUUCCUGUGAUCUAGAGAUCAAGUUGCUUACACCUCCAAAGGAAAGAUCCCAUGUACGAGGGUUGUAACUGUCAUGGCAGUUAGGAUCUACAAGAAGGCAAGAUGAGUGAGAAGUCGUUCCAAGGAAGUCAAGGACGAGCAUACCUCUUUAACUCAGUGUGUGUGGGAUGGAGAAAGCGAGUGAACAGAAGACAACAACAUCUGCUGAAGGAUCUAAGGCUGGAGGGCAGGCCCAGUUGGGGAAGAGUCUUCAUCUCCUGCAAACGCACAAUCUACCACAGCCCUCAGUUGGUACCUGGGCACAUCCCAGGAGUUAAUGUGGGCUGCGGACCUGCAGAAGAGCGAGUGUUGCUAACAGGACUGCAUGCAGUCGCAGACAUUUACUGUGAAAACUGCAAGACCACUCUGGGCUGGAAAUAUGAACAUGCCUUUGAAAGCAGCCAGAAAUAUAAAGAAGGAAAAUACAUCAUUGAGCUAGCACACAUGAUCAAGGACAAUGGCUGGGACUGAUCCGAGAAAAUCCACCCAACCCAGUGUCCACGUGAACGCCAUCCAACUGAGCAUUCUACCCAAGCGUGAGAGAGUGACUGAACACUUGGUUCCAUCCAUUUAGGGGCCUUGCCAUCUGGGGCAUUCUCCCGCCCUGACGCCGUUUUUCUGGUGACCGGCCUCUAAAUCGCUGUCCCUCUGUCUCUUUGCUUUGUAUCUGUUUGUGAGUUGAUCCUGGCUUCUCUCUCUGUUAUAGUGUUGGCUGAGAAGAAAACAACAAAAGGAACAGAUGCCUGACCGCAUGGCGGCAGCCCACCUUGAUAAAGGGCCCUGGGGCCCAUUGCAAGAGCUGCCUGACGGCCUCUUGUCAGGAGAGCAGUGGCACAGCACGGGGGUGUGAGGAAGAGGGAAAGGGGGGAACCACGAGGGUUCCGGGGGUGGGCAAGGGGACAGGAGAGUAGAGGUAGAAAAAAAAAUUGUGCUGCUCCUGGAGACCUGGUAACUUUAGGCUUGAAAUAACCCACUUGUCUAAAAGGACAAAGAGAGAAAAAAAAUACCUCAUGACUACAUUCUGAUCAGAAGCUUCAGUCCCUGACACCAAAUGUGCCAGGUUAGCAUGUGAGCACAAGAAGUGGCCCUGAUUCUAGCUGGCAAGGCUGUGGCCUGGUUCUCCUGGGCUGAGUUGUGUGUGGGGGGUGUCUUGGCAGCAGUGAGUAACUUGGGGAAGAGCCCAGAUGGGUUUUGAUGACUCUGAUGCCUCGCUGCUCCUCUGGGUAAUCCUCUUUGCCUCUUCAGCCCCGAUAGGUGAGAGGAGAGGGGACUGCCAUUUGCAAUGGGCACAAGAUCCAGACACCCCAAAGGCUUCGACUAGGAACCAAGUAAAAUCAGUAACUGAGGAGAACAGGGAACAAAGGGGGCUGCAGUUUGGGAGCUCCGGCAGAAAUGGCUCAGAUAUUGGGCCAGAAAAAAAUAAGUAGAACCAGUUAACAUUUCUGACUGACUGACCUUCACCCCUGACUCUUAGAGAUGAGCAUUGUGGCAAGGGAGGGCUGGGGGUGGUGGAAUGCCGGGAGUAGUUUAGAUUUGAACCAUUACAGGUUAGUUGCAUUGUUCCUCUUCGGUAUGCAAUAGCUUCAGUAAGAUCAGCAAUUAUUUGUACAUAAGAGUUUUGGGUGUUUUUCUCCAGUUCUAUCAUUGUAGAUUGUGGAAAAUGAAGUCCCGAGGUUGGCUGGUAUAUUCCUCAUGCCCCUAGCUGUUCUCCUUGGAUUUGAAUGUUUUUGCGUGGAGGAAAAAAAAAAGUAUCAAAGUGGUCAGCAGUGGGGAGGGCUUAAUUUGAUGUCAGACCUCAAGUUACAAAUUUUAAUAUUACCCUCCCCCACCUCCAUCCCCACCUCCCCAUCCAAACUUCAUUAUAUUCUGAGAAAUGGAGAACAAACCCCUGUAAGGUUCAUGAGAGAGAGGAGUUUGUCACAUUUAAUCAACACUGUGAAGUCUAUUCUACAGCGAUUCAGCCAGUACGUGGUGGAAGGUCACCUAAGUGAGUUCAUUUCAUUGCUUAGACUGAAGAUAUUAUUGUUCGGAUAUGAGUAGGUUGUGUAAGGUUAAUUCUCAGUAUCUCAUUCUCCAAGUAGGCUGACACUAGAGGACUAGUCACCUUUAAAGUCACAAAAGUUAAGUUCUUGGAGAUAAGAAUCGGCCAAGUUGAUUAACCAAGAUUCAAGCAACCAACCCAGGACAUUUUCAGAAUUGAACCAAAUUCCCAUAGGGAAUCAGUCCAUGUGGAAAAUGCCUUUUUGUGUCUCUGUGUGCUGAUUGCAAAAUGGGGGACCUGAGACAGGCGUGGCCCUGCCCUGGUAGUGGAGUGGUGGACAGCAGGACUGACAGGAGUAGUGUAGCUCCAGGUUCAGUAGUAGACUUGCCUCUGUGAGACAAAAGGAUUCUUAGAAAUUUAACUUUGUUCCCAAAGGCUUCUUGCCCACAUCUUUCGGUGCUUUAGAGUAGGUAGCCCUGGGAGAUGAAGUUGUUCUCCCCACCUUACUAAAAAGCAGACUGAGGUUCAGAAAAAGUAUUUCCUUUCUGCUCCCAGAGAAACCUUUCCUCUGGCUCCCAGGCACUCCCAUGCCCAAGAUCGAAGUUAAAAAAAAUAUUGUCAACUUUCACAUUCCUAAGCUGGCUUGCCAGCACAGAAAUCAUAGGUUUCCCUCUCUAUCCCCCCAAAAGUAGUGGCCUUCAUUUAUGGAUUUUAAUUAGCUCCUUUGCUCAGGGAAUGUCCUGGCUAUUGAAACUCUUUUCCAUACAAAGAAAAUGGGGGUUAAACACGGGUAGGUGUUCUGUCUAAAAAUGGAAUGUGGCGACAUAGAAACCAGACAUGGGCGCCCUAGGAUUUUCAGUGGGCAGAGGAGACCGAUGUGUCACUUCUUCCUUGGGGAUGGGGCCUCUGACUGUUGCAUGGACCAGAGCAGGCUCCAAUGAGACCCUGGUUUGGGGUGUUUUUUUUUUCAGUUACUAUCCAUUGAGCAUCCAAUGGGUGCAUGGUGCCAUACUUGAUGCGAGAAAUCUGAGUAGAAUGUUGGUUUUUUCAUAACUACAGGGGGGAAAAAAAACAACCCAACUUAUUAGAUUUCCCUUUGUGUCAAUGAAACCAAAAGUGCUUCUUAUAACUCUAGCUCCAUUCAUGGCUUGUCUAUCAAAUGUCUAGUAGUAUUGGAGAGACCACAGCUGAGCGAUGGAGAUGCAUCAACGCAUGGCCUCAGUCAGUUCAUUUUUUAAUUUCCUCACCAAAUUAUUGACUCAGAGCAUAACCAAAGACCUCAUCCAUUUACCCUAGGUAGGUUCAGGGAAUUGGAGUUCGAUGUAAAACAUAGGGAGUAGGAAAGGGGAAAGGGAGAAGUGAGAAAGGGAAAGACGUGGAUUUUAUACCUCAGCCAGCAGCUGCCUUCAUUUUCAACGGAAGUCCAGCCGCAGGCUCUAGUUCCAUCUUUCCUGUGCCACCUCAUGUCGUAUGGCCUUGGUGGCCCUGGAUUACACCCCACCCCCCAUCCCACCCUUGGUAUUGGUCUCAGGCUGCUGAUGGGCUGAUUUGACAUGAAUCAAAUGCAGCCAAAGUUGAUGCUCACAGAAUGUCAGCUGGGCCUGACUGAGAGCUGCCCCAACUCCUAUGACAGUAAGAUCAUGGAAAUAGGAUAGAGUAAAAUGUUACUGGUAGAUCAGUGAAAAAGAGGUGUCCCCUUUAUAAAAAGAUUUUCAAGUGGAUAUAUAUAAAAGAAACAGUUGUUUGUGAAAUAUACUUUUGUAAAUAAUAUUUAAUUUUUUAAAUAAUAUAUUUGGUGCUGUUUUCUCAGAUCCCCUGAGAGCACAUUUUGUUUUCAUUUUUAAAUGCUAUGGUUUCCUCUGCAUUUCUUGAAGUCUAUUUUAAGGGAAACAGUGAUCACCAAUGGACUCUUUUUUAAAAAUAGAUCUCAUCACUUUAGUCUGGAUGGGAGGCAAUAGAGCAAUGCCUUUCUAUUAUUCCCAACAGAGUGGACUCUGCAGUACAUUACCAGGCUGAGAAUUGAAAUGUUUUCUUGCACCAGUACUGGCUAGAAAAGAAAAUAAAUAAAAUCAAGUAAAUUUAGUAACAAGUUAGAGUGAAUGCUUUUGUUGGAAGAAUUACCAACAAAUUAGAAUCUUGUUUUGAGUGAGUGAGUGAGUGAGUGAGUGAGAGAGAGAGAGAGUAUGCAAAAAGCACUUUGGAUUGUGCCUCCUGUUUUCUUUCUUAUUGGGGACACUACACCUACAGUUUACACCUUGGGCACAUAAAGUUUUUCUUCACUUUCUCUCUGAUGGUGGCUUUGUUUUCUGAGUGGACCAACAGCACAAAGCACGAGGAUUUUGUUUUCCUGAGCAUGGAGCUGUUGCCAGCUUGUCCUGUUUUCUUUCUUUGUGUGCUCAGCUUUCUACAGGCUGUAAAGGAAAUCUGUUGUUUGCGAAGAUCAAGCAGAGUUGUCAAAUCUGUGUUUCUGAGAUGUGAGUGUAUUCAUCACAUAGGUUAGGGCUCCAGUUGUUGUAGAAGCCACAUCAUGUUAAAAACACUGACUGGUUUGGGUCAGUGAGAGAACAUAAAUAAAAUAAUAUUCAUACUGUGUUGGUAAACAGCUUUUUUUUUUUUAAAGGUCAAACUGCCUCAGGUUUCGUAAGAAGCUGAGAAAUCAAAUGUUGAAUACAAUCAACUUUCAUAUUUUAAGUAGAGUCCGUCUCAAAUGAGAAAACAUGCUAGUGUGUUCUAGGGAGAGGAAAGAGAUGUUUAAUUUUUAAAAUUAAAAUACAUGAAAUUUACUAGUAGUGAAAGGCAAAGCCAAGGUGAGACAAGCUAUUCUCAUUUUACCAAAUUCUAUCUGCCCGAAUGUUUUUGUAUAACAUUUUGGUGAAAGUGAGACUUGGUUCCCUUUUCUGACCUGCAGAGACUAUCUUUCAAUACAGAAUUUAUGCUUGUGUUUACAAAGUGUAUUUGUUGGGUUUGGGUUUUGUUACUUUCUAUUGUUUGUCUUUUUGUUGUUGUUGGCAUUUUUCAGGUCACUUUGCUUCAAUAACAAAGAUAAUUAUUUUCAAAUAAUUUCUCUUUACCUUUUCCUGUAUUUGUACAUAGUGAUUCAGUAUUAGAGAAAAAUGCAUUGUUUCUCUCAUAUUUCCAAUCUGUGUUGGUGCUCAUUUGAGAAAAUAAAGUUUUCAAAUAUUAA
Hipposideros armiger (great roundleaf bat) is the source of this 6780-nucleotide messenger RNA. RefSeq names its product yippee like 2 (gene YPEL2). The coding region runs from base 1679 to 2086 and encodes 135 amino acids. Lineage: Eukaryota; Metazoa; Chordata; Mammalia; Chiroptera; Hipposideridae. The transcript is spliced from 5 exons. The record is from RefSeq and is a predicted model, not a curated record.